AUGGACGAGCACAACCUUAGCUGGUAUCAGGUUGUUCAGAUGUGCCGCCAAGCCCACCCGGAGGACGAGCAGCUAGUCGCCGACGCUUUUCAGGCCGACCAGCUAGGCCUGGAGGCGGCGGAUGUUGCGGAGGCGGCAGAGCGCGCGCAAGCACGCCGACCAGCUGGCAUGGAGGCGGCGGAGAUUGCGGAGGUGAAGGCGGAGGCGGCAGAGCGCGCUCAAGCGCGUGAGCGCCUCGCUGCGGCCAGGGUGGAAAUCUUCGACGCCAGGGCGGGGCUCGCGGAGGCGCGGGCGGCGAUGGCGGCCCCACCCGCGGAUGUCGUCAUCCAUGACAUCACCGACAACAACGAUGACAACGUCGUACCCGCCCGCUUCCGCUGCGGUGGCGACCAGCUGGUUGCGUCCUUCGAGACCCUAGCUGGAGACGCCCUAUGCCGUCAGGCUCGGGCAGUGGAGGAGGAAGCCCACAGCUAUGCGGUCCCCAUGGCUCGAGGGUACAUGUGCUCCGACCUGGAUUCGCUUCAUCGGAGGGGCCAUUCUCCCGCGCGCGUCGAGCAGGAGAACCGGGAGUUGGCGGACGCCAUCGCCGCUAGGGACGAAGCGGUGGCGGAGGCGGCUAGGGACAGGGUCCACUUCCACGCCCAGCUGGCAGCGUUGCAGGCGGCGGACAUUAAGGCGGCCCAGGCGGAGGCGGCGGCCCAGGCGGAGGCAGCGGCGGUGGAGGCAGCCAACUCUAUGGCCAGGAGAGUCUUGUGGGACUCCUCUCUGGCGAGGCCCUCGAAUGCCGCAGGCGGCAGGACGAGAUGUCCAAUCGCCGGCGUGCGCGGCGCACGGAGUGCGUCAAGCGCUCCUACUUCGACGACGGCGAUGGCCCCUCCGGCGGCCAGUAGUAGGCCGCGUGACUGCGAGUAA
Messenger RNA from Lolium perenne, 912 nucleotides. The record is from RefSeq and is a predicted model, not a curated record. Lineage: Eukaryota; Viridiplantae; Streptophyta; Magnoliopsida; Poales; Poaceae.